AUGUGCAGCGAUGUUGCGUUAACUAAAUUUGGCACUUUAGUGGAAAAAAUAAAGUCGUCAAAUCAUUCAGACAACUUGGAAGACUCCCUUGCCAUCAUAAUAAUUGAUAUAAUACAUCAAACGGGUCAAGUAAGCAAUGAAAUAAUUGAACAGUACAAUACCAUUAUGGAAGAAUGUAAUACUGAUAGUGAAUUUAAGAAGAACAAUGAAACACUGGAUUUAAACUUACAAAUACUAGACUAUUUGAUUGCAAAUUACAAUUUUCAAAUUGAUUGUAAACUGAAAUUUUUUUGCAUUACUUUCCAGAUGUUUCUACGCCUACAAAGUAUUCAGCCAGGCAUACUCACCGUUGAGGAAAUAAUCAGAUACACUGCUACAAGCACUAAAAUUAAUGAUGUUCCUACUUUUAUACGCCUGAAAACCAAUUUGUUACAACUUCUUGUACAAAAAAACGAUGAAAUUCAAAUGUAUACUAAGGAUAUCGUGAACAGUUAUAAUCAUGAAUCUGAGAUCUACCUACUACUACUAAAAGAAAAAUCAAACGUCUUCAUCUACGACUUGCUGGCUAUGGUUUUCAUAAAGUUGUCGGUUGUUACCAAAACUGUCUAUAGGCUCACAUUUUUAGUGAUUGCUACUAUUUACAGUAUAUUAUCUUCGGAAUUCAAGCCCCAGCUUCUUCACAAGCUUGCAAAAGAUGGCAGUAAAAUGUUUGAUAAAUCAAGCGGGCUAGUUUAUCGCUUUACGGCAAAGGAGUUUUUUCAUUUGUGUAAAAUGUGUCAGCAACGAGGCAUAACAAUAAAUGACCUAAAACAGCUGAUAGCUAAAUUCUCCCUUGAAGAAGAUAAACAGCAUAUGAACAUACCUUGGAGUACCCUAACAUUUGUUGACAAGAAAAAUUCUACGGACAUUUUGCACUCCUUUGAGAAUAUGAACAUAUCAGAAGGUCUAUUAUCUACCGUGACCGAACGUCCCGCGUCGGAGUUACUCUCGAGCAAAUCCUUUAUCAGCACUUUGGAGCAUACAAUUAAUAACAUUGACUUCACCAAUGUGUCGGUGUAUACUUCUUUAUCAAAACUAAUUGUCUUUGUUGCAAAUAAUAUAAGUUACUCAAAGUAUAUAUUAAAACUUUUUGACAUUGUUACGUUGAAGUUUAAGAAUAUGAAAUGUACUGAAUCUAACUUUUCAUUUAUUCAGUUGAAUUUAAAGAGGAUGGCUCACUCAGUGGUGGCCCUUAAUGAUACUAAAAGGGUUAUUAACUUCCUACGAUUAUUCUACAACUUUGGAAAUAACUUGUUGAAACAAAACUCUGAACUAGCAUUGACAUUCUGGGAAUUAUUUGUUUAUACAGACAUGCACCUAGCUGGAUCUGCAGAAUCAAAGCUCUCUACUAAAAGGAUCACUACAGCUAGUAACUUGACACUAACAACUAAUGAUGCAAAGACUGCCUUAUUGAUACAGCUGAUGUACAUCAAGAACAGGCUAAGUAGAAUAUCAAAGCUUCUAACUUGCAACUUGUUAUUAAAAAAAGAGUAUGACUCUUGCUUGAAAAUUGUUACUCAGUGUCUUAUUCAUGAUAAUGCUUUACUAACACAAAUUUUGCAAUAUACAAGCAAAGACAUACUUUCAGUUUCAAUUUACUUGAACGUGAUAGAGCUAGUUGAGGAUUCAAAUGCACCUAUGAAGGAAGGUUUUAUAAGUUCUAUAGUCCUCUUACUGAAAGAAAAUUUACGUGACACUGGUUUGUUCCUUUAUUUUUUAUCUCAUGUCUCUACUAUCGUGCAUUUCCCUAUCAGCUUCAAGAGUACAACAUUAGCUUUCAGUGAAGACUCUGCUGUGUUUGAGUAUCAAGAUUUAGUCAUUUCACAUUUAUACAUACUUCAAACAUUUUCUAAUUCAAUUGACGCUUCUGAAAUUGUGUUGAAAAGUUAUCACCUACUUUCAAGGUGGGUUUUACAAACAGAUACAUGCUUUUCUGACUAUGAAUUUACUGUUCUUCAAACGCUUUAUGAGGCACUGAAUUACAAUGAGAUCUAUAAAUAUUCAAAAAUGAUAAUCAAUAUAUACCUUAAAAAACGAAGAAAUUCUCUUGACCCUGAUCAAAAAAAGCUACUACAAAUGUAUUUAAUAGAUGCACAUAUUAAGGGUGAGUUUUCUGCCAAAAUGGAUAUACCACAAUUGGAAGUUAUUGGCCUAUCAAGUUACAACUCAUUAGACUUAUGUCUAAGUAUACUGGAAGUUAAGAUUAGAAGGGAUGAUAAACUAACAAAUGAUGUCAUUAAUGCCAUAUAUCUAGAACUUUCCCAGAACCCAGUCUUUAAAAUUCAAAAGCAGACAGAUAAAUACAAGGCAAUACAUCUCUUGCUUAUGUAUGCAAAGUUUUGCAAAUUAGUUGGACUAAGUAAUAAAAUUGAUCAUUUGAAUGCUGUGGUUAAUAUAAAUAGAGCCGUUGCGAUAUUACAAUCUCUAUUUAAAAAUUUCCUUCUGGCUGGACCUGAUGUCCCUCCUCUUAAUACAAAUUUUAAGUCAAUCCUAAAAAUGAAAUUUUCGUCUGAAAUGCUACAAUGUUACAAUUCACUACUUAGAAGGUACUCGACUUUAGGACUGGGAAAAGAAUUUGAUAGUUACUUGCGUGAAUUAGACAUUUUCAUCAAACUACAGCCUUCUAUCAACUUGCAAUACAGCUACAAUCUGGUAUUAACUGAAUUCAGUCUAUUCAAAAAUGCGUUUGAGGAUGCUAAAAAGUACUACUCGUUAGCAAGCCGAUAUGAGAAAUCAAUUUUUUCAGACUGUAACCUCUGUGUUACAAUAUAUGCAUUGGCGGUUUCGGAAAACCUUGCACGUAGAACAAACGAUACAGAGAAUGUCAAGGCUAUAUCGAAGAAGCUAGACAACUUUAUGUUCAAUUAUUUUAACACAAGCAACGUAGAUCAUCAACAUUCCGAAGUCAUCAAAGCUUGGAUUACAGCUUUAAAAAGAAGGUACGAAUAUCCACACGAUGGAGACUUAGAUGAUUAUAAGUACGAAUUUGAUCCCAUGGUGAGAGAGAUUGUUGAUUAUCAUAACUACAUGAAGGAGUUUAAAGUAAAUACAUUUUAUGCCUCUUCCUGCUACCCUAUGCUUAAUGAAAUUAUAAUCAAGACAACAUUUAAUCCAAUGACCACAAAAUUGAAACUGUGUAACAAAGGUUUAAUUGAAAACUUCAAGGAGUGCUCUUCGAACCAUUCAACAGAAGUGACAAAAUACACUCUAGAUAUGGCUUUUAGUAGCUUUCUUGCACUGCUAAAAAAUGAUAACUGCUCAAAGGUUGAUGAAGAGCUAACCCAAAUUAUUAAUAUAAACGACCACUUUAAAUCAAUCUCAUUGAGAUGGGACAAACAAUUUUCAAAGCUCACCAACAAAACUAAAUGUUUUCUACCCGAAAUUAGCACCCUUUCUGAUUUUGGUUUUACACAAAUGAAGAAGAUAAACCUAAAAUCACUCAUGCCCAAGGAUUGGGUUGCCAUUUCUAUUGACUAUGUGUUACCUACAAAUAGCUUAAUGAUUAUAAGGUUCGACCCAAGGUUCGAAAAUCCGCUUUUUAUUAACAUAUGUUUAGACUUAGUGGGGACUGAUAAUUCCUUUGGUAACGUUGCUGAAAAAUUGCGGCAAAUUAUUAUAAAAAGUGAUAAUACUACAAUGACUGAUGUGACUAGUAAGGUGAAGACUCAUGAUGAGAAGAUAGAAUGGUGGAAUUCCAGGAAAUUAUUAGAUCAACAGCUAGAGGACACUCUCUCAAUAAUAGAUUCAGAAUGGUUUGGUGGAUUCAAUUCGAUUUUUCAAGCUAUCCAUGUUAAUGAACAUGACUUUAGGGCCAUUAAAGGUGAAGUAAAAACUUUACUUUCCGAAUAUUUAACAAAAAAGAACAUCAAACUCGAUCCUUGUCAACUGGAAAACGUACAUGACGGAAUUUACCGACUAUUUUUAAAGAUCAAUAAGGUAAAUGCUCAAAAAGUUGCAGAUUUACUAUAUUUUAUUAUCAUGCACAUAUACCCCCGUUUUGACUUAGGGAAAAACGAACUUAUUGAUCUUGGAAAGCAUCUUGUAAGAAAGAUCGACUCUAUAAAGCAAAAUAACGUUCUUUCCAAUGAAGAUGAUGUUAAGCACGUUGUUUUGGUUCUUGGUUCAAGGUGUGUCAAUAUACCAUGGGAGUCGAUUCCCUCAUUGAGGAAAAAAUCAGUUUCAAGAAUGCCAUCCUUGAUUCAGUUACAAGAUUAUUUGAUCAAAUAUAAAAAUUACAUUGAUAGCGGUAUUGAUGCGUGUAAAGGGUUUUACGUCAUUAAUCCUGGUGGGGAUUUGAAAAGAACCGAAAAAACUCUUGCUCCUAAGUUUAAACACUUAGACGGUUGGGAUGGUGUGGUAGGUGAACCACCUGAAGAAAUGCAGAUAUUGAAUUGCUUUAAUGAAGCCAACCUAUUUAUAUAUGCAGGGCAUGGUGGUGGGGAGCAAUAUGUAAGAUCGAAAAAUAUCAAAUCCAGAGAUACCAUUCCACCAUCAUUGUUACUAGGGUGUUCAUCAGGCACCAUGAAAGGCGAUGGUUAUGUCCAACCUUAUGGAACUGCCUACAAUUACAUCAACGGAGGUUGCCCUAUGCUUUUGGUAAAUUUGUGGGAUGUUACAGAUAAGGAUAUUGAUAUGUUUACUAUUUCGGUAUUGACUAAAUGGGGGUUUUUUGUUGAUUAUGAUUCUUUUGAUAUGUUUGAUUUAACCGCAGAAAACCGCACGCUUCCUGAAUGUGUUGCUGCAUCAAGAGAUGUAUGUAAGCUGAAAUAUUUGAACGGGGCAGCACCUAUUGUGUAUGGGCUACCUUUGAAACUGCAGAGCAUGUAA
Messenger RNA from Pichia kudriavzevii, 4866 nucleotides. RefSeq lists its product as uncharacterized. The transcript has a single exon. Lineage: Eukaryota; Fungi; Ascomycota; Pichiomycetes; Pichiales; Pichiaceae. The coding region runs from base 1 to 4866 and encodes 1621 amino acids. Gene Ontology annotation, molecular function: cysteine-type endopeptidase activity. The record is from RefSeq and is a predicted model, not a curated record. Gene Ontology annotation, cellular component: cytoplasm; centrosome; mitotic spindle pole body. Gene Ontology annotation, biological process: meiotic chromosome separation; proteolysis.